Molecule: messenger RNA, 1627 nt
Organism: Spirodela intermedia
Lineage: Eukaryota; Viridiplantae; Streptophyta; Magnoliopsida; Alismatales; Araceae
Source: the annotation of a GenBank genome assembly
AUGACAUUGAUCAUCCACUAUUUGAGGAUAUGGUGGCAUUACUUGUUGGGUAGUCAAUUCACUAUAUUUACUGAUAAUGUGGCAAACACUUCUCAUCACAGCCAAGACUCACAAGCAAGCAAACAAAAUGGCAACAAUUCUUGACGGAAUACAAUUUUGACAUCUAUCAUAACCUAGUGGCCCAAAACGUCAUGACUGAUGCCCUCAACCACAGGGCAACGACAAUAGAGAGAUCAAUGCGGCCAAUACAAUAGAAUCAACCAUGGAUCUACUACAAGUUAGGAUGAUAUGUGAAUAGGACUUCUACGCUUAGAAGAUGUUCACUCACAUUCAAGCUGAUACAACACGGUGGUACUGGUUUGAGGAUGGGUUGAUAUUCAUAAGGGGGCAGUGAUAUACAUCCCAACAAUUGAGGACCUCCGACGAAAGCUAACAACGAAGGCACAUGACACUCAGUUGUCGGGACACCCAAGUCAACAACGUACUUUGGCUGUACUAAGUAGAGACUACUUCUGCCCAAUGAUAGAGAAUGACGUAGAAGCCUACGUUGACUCAUGCAUAAUCUACCAGCAAGACAAAACGGAAUGGCGCCGUCUAGUAAGAUUGUUGUAAUUUUUGCAUAUUUUAGAGGUACCAUAGCACACCAUUACCCUUGACUUUAUCAUUAACUUGUUGAAGAAUGAGGAGGCCGACUCCAUACUUGUGAUCGUUGAUAAACUCACGAAGUACGGGAUAUUUGUGGCUACCAAUCGGCACUCCUUGACCGAGGAAGCAUCACAAUUGAUUAUUAAGCAUGUGGUCAAGCAUUGGGGACUAUCCUGAAGGAUCAUAUUUGAUAGAGAUGCACACUUCGCCGAAAAAUUAUGGAAGGUCUUGUUCACUAAAUUAGGAACACAAUUACAUUUCUCCAUAGCAUAUCAUCCACAGACAAAUUGUCAAAUGAAAUGCAUCAACAAUAUGUUGGAGGAAUAUCUUAGACACUAUGUCUCGACAAAGUAAGACAAAUGGACAGAGCCAUUGGAUUUAGCACAAUUAGUGUACAACCUCCAACGAAGUAGUGCCACGGACUACUCUCCCUUCGAGCUAGUCAUGGGCCACCAACCUUUGAUGCCCCUCCAACUAUUAGACGCCCCUAAGAAGCACCACGCAGCCACCAGACUCAUGACAGAGCACAUGGACAUGCUAGAGACAGCAAAGGACAAUCUCCAGCAAGUAGUGAAUCAAAUGAAAAAGUAGGCGGACAAACACCGACGAGAAGUCAAGCUUCAGCUAGGGGACAAGGUGCUACUUCCGAUGAAUCUUGAGAUUCAUCGAUGCAUGAAAGAUACUACCAAAAGUCGAAGCUUACUUCCACAGUUUGAAGGGCCUUUCACCGUCUUGGAGCGAAUUGGCUUAGUAACAUAAAGAGUACAGCUACCCCCAAGGUUGUCCAUACACGAUAUUUCACGUAUCAUUAUUGAAGAGAUACAAAGCCGACCAAAAGAACCCAAAAAGGAACAAAGCCAUGCGACAACCUCCAUCAGUCAUAACAGCCUUCUCAAAGGAAAUAGGUGAUAUUCUGGCCCACAAGUUCACCAAUGGAGGUGGCCACCACAAUGUGCAAAAGCACACCGAAUUCCUCAUAUGA